Messenger RNA from Brenthis ino (lesser marbled fritillary), 918 nucleotides. The record is from the annotation of a GenBank genome assembly. NCBI's taxonomy places the organism in Eukaryota, Metazoa, Arthropoda, Insecta, Lepidoptera, Nymphalidae.
AUGUUUCUAUCCAAACCAUCCAAUAGAGUCGCCGUAAAACUUGGCGCGUUCGUGACCACGCCCCCUUGGCCCAACGUGCGCAUCUUCGGUAUAAUCGAUAUUAUUCUUCUGAAUUUGGAUGAUAAUAAAGUUAUAUUUGAUACAAAAGAAGAAAAUGAAAUAAACACUACCUACGAAAGAAAUGAUAAUGAUUUGAAUACUGUUUCAAAUAUGCCAUGUUGGCACCAGUCAAUUGAUAACGAUGGAAGACUAUUAUGUAAAUUCUGUGAUUUAAAAUAUUCUACAAUGGAAACAUUAAGAAUUCAUAUAAAAAGAAAACAUUCCAAAGAUUACGCAGAGUUAAAAAAAUCUAUUUUACAUUUCAAAAGGAACAGUAAACAUGUUUGUCGAAUUUGCAAGAAAACUUUUAUUUUGUUAUCAGAUUUAAAAACUCAUGUCAAUGUAAAACAUAAAAUUGAAGUUAUUAAGUCAUCAUGUACAGAUUGUGAUGCAACUUUCAAUGAUAGUAUCGAGUUAUCAGAACAUAUGUAUAUAAAACAUAACAAGGAUGCAAAUUUAUCAGCAUUUAUAUGUGAAAUUUGUGGUUAUAGAACUAUGAAGAGAUCUCAUUAUAAGCAACAUUGUAAUACUCAUGAUGAAAAAAAGCUACUGUCUUGUCACUAUUGUGACUAUAAAACAAAUUCUACAUCAAAUUUAACCAUACACGAGUAUAUUCAUACAAAAAAUAAGUCUUUUGCAUGUGAUUUUAUGAAUUGUGAUUAUCGCUGUGGUUCUAAGGCCGCAUUAAGAGGUCACAAAUUAAAACAUUUCCCAGAGAAAAAUAUGCUAUUUUGUGACAAAUGCAAUUACAAAACAGUUUAUAAACAUUCUUUGAAAAAACAUUCGGACAGCCAUGAAAGGAAUUGUACAAGAGUAAAG